CUGUAGGUAGCCGUGCUUGCCGUUUACGAUGACGUAAAACAUGCUACCCCACUUUCGGCGCUUCAAGAUGUCGCUAUGAGAACACUGGCAUGACUCGUGCUGCUCAUUGUGUGUACAGUAGCCAUUCUCUCAUCAUUCAGUUGCUGUGGCAUUCGCCGGUAUCGGUAUAUAACCCUGCUGAAUCAGAUACUCAUACUCAGCUUCUACCCCUCCACUUCUACCCCUCAUCGUAUACACACAGUCGAACACCAUCAACAACUAUGGCGAAGCUUAACCUAACCAUUCCCAACCUCAAGCUCAAUGAUGGAGCCUCAGUUCCCAUGCUGGGAUAUGGCACGGGCACAGCCUGGUACAAGACCGGCGAGGAGUCCAAGAUCGACCAGAGCAUCAUUGAUGCCGUGAAGAUGGCUAUCAAGCUAGGAUACACACAUCUCGAUGGAGCAGAGAUGUACAAAACGGAACAAGAGCUUGGAACCGGUAUCAAGGAGUCUGGUGUGGAGCGCGAGAAGCUCUUUGUGACCACCAAGGUUGAUAAUGAUAACAUCCACGACAUCGAAGGUGCUCUGCAAACUAGUCUGAAGAAGCUGCAGCUAGACCAUGUUGAUCUGUACCUCAUUCAUCAGCCAUGGUUCGCGAAGACAGACGAAGACAUCCAGAAAGCCUGGGCGCAGAUGGAAGCCAUCCAAGCCAAGGGCCUGGCAAAGUCAAUCGGUGUCUCUAAUUACACACCUGCCUACCUGAACGCUCUCCUGAAAACCGCCAAAGUGGUUCCCGCAUGCAACCAGAUCGAGUUCCACCCUUACCUCCAGCACACUGAGCUUCUUGCUCUGCACAAGCAGCAUGGCAUCGCCACCACAGCUUACGGCCCACUCACUGCAGCCACCAAGGCUGCACCAGGACCCCUGGACGACUACUUCGCGGCUCUGUCGAAGAAGUACGCUGUCAGCGCCGGCGAGAUCUCUCUGCGAUGGUGUAUCGAUCAGGAUGUUGUACCUAUUACGACAUCGUCGAAGGAGCAGAGAUUGAGCGAUUACCUGAGGGUUGCGACGUUCAAGUUGACACCCAAGGAAAUCCAGGAGAUCAACCAGAUCGGUCAGAAGAAGCACUUCCGUGGUUUCUGGCAGAAGAAGUUCGAGGACAGUGACAGGACUUAGACGCAGCCUUGCUGGACUGUGACCGAUGAACAGACACAAUUUAGUUCAUGAUGCAUGAAUAGACACGAUCAACGUAGCUUGUAUCUCGC
Messenger RNA from Macroventuria anomochaeta, 1243 nucleotides. Its product is annotated as Aldo/keto reductase. Bases 261 to 1154 code for a protein of 297 amino acids. The transcript is spliced from 3 exons. Gene Ontology annotation, cellular component: cytosol. NCBI's taxonomy places the organism in Eukaryota, Fungi, Ascomycota, Dothideomycetes, Pleosporales, Didymellaceae. Gene Ontology annotation, molecular function: oxidoreductase activity, acting on NAD(P)H as acceptor; aldose reductase (NADPH) activity. The record is from RefSeq and is a predicted model, not a curated record.